Messenger RNA from Symbiodinium sp. CCMP2592, 1332 nucleotides. NCBI's taxonomy places the organism in Eukaryota, Dinophyceae, Suessiales, Symbiodiniaceae. The record is from the annotation of a GenBank genome assembly.
GCGACCCCGCUCCCCACCAAUGCGCGUGGCAAGGUGGAGUGGUAUGCUUUGGAUGCUGCGGACUCUGAGCAGGAGGAUCCCUUUCCGACGCUCGUGCCGGAGCCUCGGCAGUCGGAGCCCGAAGAGGCUGCGGCGACGCAGGAGCCCGAGACAGUCAGGACGACCCCGGAUGCCACUUCGCCCCUCGAGGUCGGAACGCCGCCUCGAGAGGAGACGAACCUGUCGGAGGCCAUGGCGCGGUCUGGCGGCUAUCCUGACGAGGGUGAUCUCUUGCAGCAGAAAGCUCCGGUGCCGUACCAGCAGCCGAUGCAUCGGAAAGUGCUUCUCCGGGAAAACUCGCCAGGGCAGAAGCCUUCGAAGGAGGUGAAUGGCAAUGCCGUGAAGCAUCCUUCCAAGGCUGCAGGCUUCGGCAAGGAGGCGGUCCGACCGCGGCUUCUCCAGCGUCCACAGCCUGCAAACGUCUCUCAGGCACCACCGGCGGAGCCGACCAUGGCAGAUUGCACUGCGCUGCCGACGAUGAUGGUGCCACCGCCGCCACCACCGACACAUCCAGGAGGCCCUGCGCAAGCCUGGCCUUCACCCAUCCGCAUUCUGCAGAGAGUAGCCCAACCCCUGUGCUUCGAGGCGCCCAAGGCUGAGCCGGCACCGACCUUGACGCCCGAGGACGAAGAUGAAGACGACGAUGAAUUGGACGAUCCAGUCCCGAACCCUCGUCGCUCCUGGCGCUGCGCCAGCGCCGGCAAGUCCGAGGGCGUGGGCGGAGCGCGGCGGACUCCGGCCCCGACCGCGAAGAGGGCGGCGCGGGGAGCGGCGAAGUCUAAGGCGAAGGCGCCAAGCUCCGAAAAGCCUGAGACGCCGGAAAAGUUGGAGAUGUCCGAGAAACCCGAGAAGAAGUCUGGUCGUCGAUCACGACGGUCGGAUUCUCGUGGAGGUCCAGGGACGCUGCCUCCUCCGCCGCCGCCCCCGCCCCCGCGCCCAGAGCGCCAGGCAGCCCCAGAGUCGCCUCCAGCGCCACCUCCGGCGCCGCCCCCGCCCCCGCCCGAGGCGCCGGCGGACGACGCCUCCGAGGACCUUGAUCCGACUCCAGAGCCGCCACCCACGCAGCCUGCACGUGGCGGUUCCAGGAGAUCUUCUGGCAGGCGCGGCUCCCGAGGUGGUGCUCGUCAGGCGUCUCGGCGCCAGGGCUCCGACACGCCACAGGCGGGCACAGCUGCCGAAUGGUUAAAUGCCGAUCGGAAGGCACCGCCCGCUUCGGAGCCUUCCGCGAGUGCAGGUUGGAAGCCGACGCUCAGGCCCGUUCCAGACUCUUUACGCGCCCUGCGCGGGAACUAG